This is a messenger RNA of Fonsecaea multimorphosa CBS 102226, 2001 nucleotides long. RefSeq lists its product as uncharacterized. Gene Ontology annotation, biological process: polyphosphate catabolic process. The coding region runs from base 1 to 2001 and encodes 666 amino acids. The transcript has 2 exons. NCBI's taxonomy places the organism in Eukaryota, Fungi, Ascomycota, Eurotiomycetes, Chaetothyriales, Herpotrichiellaceae. The record is from RefSeq and is a predicted model, not a curated record. Gene Ontology annotation, molecular function: endopolyphosphatase activity; exopolyphosphatase activity. Gene Ontology annotation, cellular component: fungal-type vacuole; membrane.
AUGGUUCGCCUUGCCUGCUGCUUGUUGCUGUUCGCAGCUCUCGUAGCGGCAGCGCCUCCGAACACCCCUUGGAAAGAUGAUGGCUCACAGCAAGUGAUCGCCGGGCAGUCGACCUCGAAUUCGCAGCCUGUCCCUAGAAAGCUCCGGGGUAGAUUCCUGCACAUCACAGACAUCCAUCCUGACCCUUUCUACAAGCCUCACUCCGAUCCUGAAGAGCAAUGCCAUGCGGGCCAUGGCAGGGCUGGAUAUUAUGGAGCAGAAGUAACAGACUGCGAUACGCCCAUAAGCCUGGUGAAUGCCACCUUCCAAUGGAUCGAAGCCAACCUCAAAGACGAGAUCGAUUUUGUCGUUUGGACCGGCGACUCGGCACGCCACGACAACGACGAGCGCCUGCCCCGAUCAGACAAACAAGUACUCAAGCUCAACCGAUUCAUUGUGGACAAGUUCGUCGAGGCUUUCGGCAAGCCGGACAACAUAGACGACCCGGACCCGACCAACGAUUUCGUCGUUCCCAUCGUUCCCACCUUUGGGAACAACGAUAUUCUCCCUCACAACAUCUUCAGCCCUGGGCCGAACAAGUGGACGCGGGCCUACCUGGAUGUCUGGGAUCGUUUUAUUCCACAGGCGCAACGCCAUUCGUUUGCAAGAGGUGGUUGGUUCUUCACUGAAGUUAUACCAAAUAAAUUGGCCGUCUUUAGCCUCAACACUCUGUACUUUUUCGAUUCCAACUCGGCAGUCGACGGCUGCGACCUGAAGUCAGAGCCGGGCUACGAGCAUAUGGAGUGGCUCCGGAUCCAACUACAAUUCCUCCGCAACAGAGGGAUGAAGGCUAUCCUGAUAGGCCAUGUGCCACCAGCCAGGACAGAGAGCAAACAGAGUUGGGACGAAAGCUGUUAUCAGAAGUACACGUUAUGGAUGAGACAGUAUCGAGAUGUGAUUGUCACGUCGAUAUUUGGACACAUGAACAUUGACCAUUUUAUGUUCCAGGACGUGAAUGAUCUGCAUUACAAGUUCAAAAUCAAAGGUAUCGAUGACAGGCCUGGCAGAAUCAAGCGCGUCGAAACACAACCAAACGACACCUUCUCGAUUGCCGCUAAAGCACAAUACUUGAAUGAAUUGAGAUCAGGAUGGUCAGAAUUACCUAAACCGCCGGCCGGACAUUCAUAUUUGUGUUUGGAUAGUGCAGAAGUUCCAAAUGAUAUUGUCGACGCUGGAAAGAAGGAUGGAAAGAAGGAGCUUGCGAAGUUUCUAGAGGCCAUUGGCGGACCUUGGGCAGAGAGAUUCAGCAUGUCUUUGGUGUCUCCGAGCGUUGUCCCCAACUUCUACCCCACUCUUCGAAUUGUAGAGUACAAUAUCACAGGGAUGGAGAAUGAUCACCCAGCCGAGGGGGCGAUUGGAGAUCCUGCAGUUGAACACCACGUCGAUGGCUCAGCGAAUGAGGAAAUGAUGUCAGAAGAUCCAGAGGAGGAUGAGUCUAACGCAGACGCCCAUCCGGAAGACAAUAUCCACGAUCUCAAGAAAAAGAAGAAGGGCAAAAAGAGAAAGAAGCCGAAGAAACCCAACUUCCCUGUGCCAAAGCCACCAUCCAAGACGUCUCCUCCUGGUCCGGGUUACUCUCCUCAAUCAUUGUCUCUACUGUCGUUCACGCAAUAUUACGCCAAUCUGACUCAUAUCCACGAGCAGAUGCAGUCAGACAAGUCGUCCAAGAAAGAUCCUUACAAACACUUUCGAUAUCUUCCGGAGUACACGACAAACAACGACAGCGCAUAUCGGAUGGAAGACUUGACAGUGCGGUCGAUGCUGGAUCUGGCAGAGAAAAUGGGGCGGGACAGCCUCAGUUUGAGCGAUGCCGACACCGAGCAAGUUGAGAAAGAUGCCUAUACCAAGAAAAAGGGCGAUAAGGACAAAAUGACGACUCGUAAGAAUCACUUGUGGAAAGUGUUCAUCAAGCGGGCUUAUGUGCAUACGAAACCCGACGAUGAAAUUGAUCAGCGGUUUUGA